AUGGCAAAGGUCCGGGCGGAGGUGGCCCGCGUCUUCAACAAGCGGCGCGGGGACUUCAAAACCGACGUGGCUGCGGAGGACUACUUUGAGUUGAAGGAAAAAUACGUGACUUGGCUUGAAGACUCCCCCGUAAUCGACGUGACGAUCGCGAAAAAAACCGACCCGCUCCCGGAGUGGACCGUCGUCACAACCGAGGACCACUCUUACAGACUUUUCUUGCAGGCGUUUCACGGAUCGAGAGGAAGUAAUUCUGCCACGAAAAACACUCCCGGCGCAGCAGCAGGACCUUCGAGAAGCAGUAGCAGUAGCAGCAGUAAUGGGACGAUGACCACUUUUCACAGUCGGCGCUUCGACGCAGGCUUUGUGCAGGACACUCUUGGAGCGGGAGAAGCGUCGCAGCUCAGUGAAAACGAAAGGAAGCUUGCGGUCAAACUUUUCCCGCCACUGAUGACAGCACCCGCUGCUUCGAGUAGCCCGAAUGUGGUCUUAUCGGUGAUAAUAACGCACGUGCCCCCGAACUCCUUAUGCGACUUCUGCCAAGUGCGGGAAGGCUUCUACCUCGAAUCGGUGCACCUCAAUUCCCAAACGAACCCGACUCCUGCGAAAAUCAUCGCGGAGAAAAAAUUGGCGGCCGCCCGGGCGGCGCAAGCGCCCAACGCGUUCCCGAUGCGGUUGCGCUUCCGGGUCAACCAGCUUUUGCUGCGGGAGGAGCUGCGGCGCAUGGCCCAGCCGAAUUGGAGACUUGUCGAGGAGGAAGAGCUGCGGAAGCGCGCGAUCGGCCGUGGAGAAGUCGUCGUAGAGAACGAGGAGGAGCAAAACAUAACCAACCGCGAAGGUGUUCUUGCCGUCUCAGGUGAAGCUGCAAAGACUAGCACCAGAAAACGUUCCAGUACCGCGGUCCUGGAAGAUGAAAACAAGUAUGACAACGACAACCAAGAUUUACCUUCGAUCAAAGAACUGUCCUUCGCCGAACGGGACCUUCGCGCGGAGCAACGGAAAGUACUCCAGGUUAGGCAGGCCAUCUACGAGGGGGAGCGCAUGCACCAGCUGUUCUCCGCUGAUUGGAACGAGCGCCGCGACCGGAACAUGGACCUGCAAAACUACCAUCCGUUCCGGACGGAGUACCGGGAUUUGCUCCUGAAAUACGACCACUGGUCAGACAUUGCACUCGCGGGCAGUGAGCGGGAGCUGCUGCGCAGCGAGGUGGUUCGGGAGCCGUUUUGCCUGGUCUCCGCCAUGCACGCGGGCGGCUAUGAUUCCGAGGCUUGGCGGACAAGAGCGCAAAGAAUGUUGUUUGACUUGUGA
Amoebophrya sp. A120 is the source of this 1305-nucleotide messenger RNA. The record is from the annotation of a GenBank genome assembly. Lineage: Eukaryota; Dinophyceae; Syndiniales; Amoebophryaceae.